AUGAAGCUGCAGGCCAAACGAAGCUGUAACUUUGAGGUAACGGAGGGUGGCCGUGGUGUCAGCAGUGAUCGCGGUGACGAUCGUGGUGAAGGCAGAGACUAUGUGGAUAUUCGUGGCUUUGGCAGGAACCGUUUCAGUGGUCGCAGGACUGACUGGAAUCGUAUCGACAACGAGGGUGCUGGCAAGAAAAGCGAUGAUGCUGGUGAAGGACAGAGUGCCGAUGCUCGUGGUGUCGGUCAAGCUAAGAAGGGAAAGGGCUCUGAUGUUGUGCUUCUGGAAACCAAAUUUGGAAUUGAGAAAGGUGCAGGACAUGGCUUGGAGGCACCUUCUAAUCUCAGAGAAAACAUUGAGCAAGGUAAUAAGAAUAGAAAGAAGAAAAUGGUGAUCUGUUGUGAGAUAUGUGAGGAGGAGCAUUUUUUUCCAGCAUGCCCAUUGCUACAUGGGCCAAAACCUGCAGCUACUUUUUGUGGUUUCGCUGGAGACGGCUUGGGUUUCUUUCAAAUUCCGUAUAAAGGUGCUGCUAAGAAACCUACUAGAGAGUCGGCUACGACUUUGAUUCGUAUCACGGAAGGGGUUGUAUCUGCUGAGCUGCUGAAGGCAGAGUUGGAGAGGCUGAUACCGGUCAAGUGGCAAUGGCAGAUUCAGGAGCAAGGCAAAAAUAUGUUUGUGGUCCCUUUUCCAUGCAAAGUGGAGCUACAACGGAUGAUUGCAAUCAAGAAAAUUAGGACCGAUAAAGACGAAGGCGUAAUGGCUUUUGAGGAAUGGGAUCAAAAGAUUGAACCUGUGGAAUAUCUUCAGAAGGUUUGGGUCAACGUGUAUGGGGUUCCUUUUCAAAUUAGAUCUUUCCUAUCUUUGUGGGCAGUUGGCACCAUUCUUGGGGCCACCCAAAAGGUUGAUAUGGUGUCCACUAGAAACACUGGAGUGGUGCGUAUUUUGGUUGCGGUAACGGAUGCUAGUCUUAUUCCAGAUGCUACAGAUAUUGUGGUUGAUGAUGGUAUCUACGAGAUUUUUUUCAAGGUUGAAUCGAUUGUCGAUGGAGGUGGUAGGGUUGUGGAUCAUGCUUCUGAUCAUGGAGAUGAGAACAUGGAAGAUCCGAAUAACAAUGAUAGCUUCAAGGAUUCAGAUAGAGAUUCUAAACGCCCAAAAAUCACAGAAAAGGGGAUUUCUUCUGCGUCUCAGGAUACUUCCCACAAGGUGAAUGAUAUGCAGGAGGAUGACCAAUAUCUGCAGUCGGUGGAUAGUUCAGGAAAAAGCGUUGAUGCAAGUAUGGCGAUGAUGAAUAUACCGAUUGUGGAAGAUGAUGAACCGAGGGAUGCUGUUGUGGAUCGUUUGGUGCACACCACUCUUGACAUCUUGGGUCAGGGAAGUUUGUCUCAUGAAGUGCAGGCUGAGGGCACGACCUUGGGUUGUGCUGAUGUGGUUCAUUCUCUUUCUUGGCCUCUGAGCUCGGCUGAUAUAAGUGCUGAAAUAUGUGAAGCUUUGGGUGUGGGACGAGUUAGCAGCCUGCCUCCUCCUGCGACAGUUAGGUCUGCUAGUGUUAGCGUCUUCAGGCGGGCUGAAACUUUGCAGCUGGUCGUCGGUGCUCCUGAGGAUCUGGCUUUUUUACCUCUGGGUGGUUCUGAACUGGGUGCUAAAGGUCUCACAGCUCGGGUCAGGUGCUGCGCUGGGAGCUUGGCUGACGCUGUCCUCAGUCUGAUUGCAUCUUCAGCAUGUGGUGGCGCUGACCGGUCUGCUAUUGUGCUUCCUGUCCCGGCGAUCGGAGUCAUGUGCAGCGGGCGGGAUGUCUCUCUCCCGUCAAUAAUGCAUUUGAAUUGCUCGAUGGCAGAUGGGAGAGCUGGAGCUAUCACUGAGGGCAUUGCCGGACAGCUACCGGUGGUGCCUGCAAUGCAUAGUGCGAGGCAAUCUUAUGCAGUAGCUCCUCUCAUGGCUGUGGCCCAACAAUGUGUUACUUCUCAGCUAGCAGAAUAUUUGUGCAAUAAAAAGGUGCAGGCUGAAACAAUGGUUGAAGAGCCGGCAAAAAUAAAACUGCUCGGUAAUGACUUCCAUUCUUUACCUCGAAACAGAUUACAGGCUCUAUGCAAAUCGAAUGGCAUUAAGGCGAAUAUGACCAAUCAUGCUAUGGCCGAAGCUCUUCAGGCCUUUCAUUCUAAGGGUCUGAAAUUGCAUAUUAUUGAGCCAUCAGAAGAUAAGUUUAUCACUGUCCCCGCUGGGAGUACCGGUGGACAGCGAUCUAGCAGGCGUGCUGCAGUUCAAGGUGACGAGGAUGCGUUGUCUAAAGCAAAGCGCCUUGCAGCUCGGAGGAAUCUUGAUGAAGGGAUUUUCUGGAAUAGCAGAGGUCUGGGAGACUUGGCUAAACAUAAUUUCAUCUCCAACACGGCAAAAGAACAACAAUUAGAUUUUAUUGCAAUCAUGGAAUCGGGCAGAAGUACUUUUCCUUCUUCAACUCUUAGACACCUAUGUGGUGGUCUUGAGUACUUAUGGCAUAGCAUGGCACCAAGGGUGUAUGGACCGGCCCAAGACGAAUCAAAGUCUGAAUUCCUGACGGAGCUAGCUCAUGUGUGUAGCAUUGAAACCAACCCAAUAUUGAUCGGGGGGGAUUUCAACAUUAUGAGACGCCCAGCGGACAAGAAUAAUGACAACUUUGACCCACGGUGGCCUCGUUUGUUCAAUGCGGUCAUAGAUGCAUUGGACCUUCGAGAGAUUGAGCUUCAAGGUCGCCAGUAUACAUGGGCAAACGACCGAGACCCGCCGACUUUUGAGAAACUUGAUAGAGUCCUUAUGAGCACUGAAUGGGAAGCUAAAUACCCGAGCGUCACGGUGCAGGCCCUAAAUAGGGGAAGAUCAGAUCAUACCCCUUUGCUUCUUAAUACGGGAGCGUUGGAUAAAAAAGCCGAGACGACCCCUUUAACGUCUCAUGAAGUGGCCAUGAAGCAUUUCCUAAAUGAGAGGAUUGCGCAUUUGUUACGAGAAGAAGAGCUCAAAUGGUAUCAACGUGCUAAAGUCAAAGAUCUUCUUGAGGGAGAUAGUAAUACAAAAUACUUCCAGCUGGUGGCUAGUGGAAAACACCGUAAACAAAGAAUAUACAAAUUAGAGCAAGUGGAAGGCACCGUGAUUGGGGAGGCUAACCUUAAGCGGUAUAUCACAAAAUAUUACAAAGGUCUGUUUGGAAAGCCCGAAAAUAAUAAUUUCUCAAUGGAUGAGAAUAUUCUGACUGAUAUUCUACAGGUCAGCGAAUGUGAAAACGAGAUUCUAACCGCACCUUUUGAUGAAAAGGAGGUGUGGCAUGCCAUUUCUCGUAUGGAGCAUAAUAAAGCUCCCGGUCCAGACGGUUUUCCAGCUGAAUUUUACCAAGUUUUCUGGGAAUUGAUUAAAAGGGAUCUCAUGGAUCUUUUCGUGGAUUUCCACCAAGGUAGACUACCUAUUUUUAGUCUCAACUUUGGUGUUAUCACACUCAUUCCUAAAAAGUGCGAUGCACUCAAAAUUCAGGAGUAUCGCCCUAUUUGCUUACUCAAUGCCAGCUUCAAAAUUUUUACCAAGGUGGCAACCAACAGAAUAGGGGCUGUUGCUGAAAAUGUGGUAUCUCCAACCCAAACAGCUUUCAUGCCUGGUCGAAAUAUAAUGGAUGGAGUUAUUAUUCUCCAUGAGACUAUACACGAGCUGCAUAGAAAAAACCUAAAUGGGGUAAUCUUGAAAAUUGAUUUUGAGAAAGCCUAUGACAAGGUCAAAUGGUCCUUCUUGCAACAAGCCUUGAGAAUGAAAGGAUUCUUGCCACAAUGGUGUCAGUGGAUUCAAGGUUUUGUAUCUGGAGGCCAUGUUGGCAUAAAAGUCAAUGAUGAGAUAGGGCCUUAUUUCCAGACACAAAAAGGUCUCAGACAAGGGGAUCCCCUCUCGCCCAUUUUGUUCAAUAUUGUGGCAGACAUGCUUGCAAUUUUGGUUUCAAGGGCUAAGAAGGAUGGACAGAUCUCGGGAGUUGUUCCACAUUUGGUAGAGGAUGGCUUGUCUAUUCUGCAAUAUGCAGAUGAUACUAUAAUCUUCCUAGACCAUAAUCUGGAGCAGGCAACGAAUUUGAAACUGCUUCUUUGUGUGUAUGAACAACUAUCCGGACUCAAAAUUAACUUCCACAAAAGUGAACUUUUCUGUUACGGUAAUGCUAAGGAAUAUGAAGACCAAUAUGCACAACUAUUUGGGUGUGAUGUUGGUUCUACGCCAUUCAAAUAUCUAGGAAUACCUAUGAUCCAUCGGAAAUUACGAAACAGUGAUUGGAAAAGGGUGGAAGAGCGUUUUGAGAAAAGGCUGAGCAGCUGGAAAGGAAAGCUCAUGUCUGCAGGGGGCAUAUUGGUGCUCAUCAACUCUGUAUUAAGCAGCCUCCCAGUGUUCAUGAUGUCUUUCUUCGAAAUUCCCCGAGGUGUUGUAAAGAGACUCGAUUAUAUAAGGUCGAGGUUCUUCUGGCAAGGAGAUAAUCAUAAAAAGAAAUAUAGACUUUCUAGAUGGGAUAUUCUCUGUCAACCCCGUGAUCAAGGAGGAUUGGGCAUUACCAAUCUAAGAUUAAAAAAUAUUUGCCUCCUUAGUAAGUGGUUAUUUAAAUUACUAAAUGAGGAUGGGGUCUGGCAACGUCUACUAAGGAAUAAGUACCUUGGUACAAAAGCACUCACCCAAGUCGAAGGAAAGCCAGGGGAUUCGUAUUUUUGGUCUGGGUUAAUGAAAAUUAAGGAGGAUUUUCUUAAAUUGGGUUCUUUCCACAUACACGAUGGAACUCAAACUAGAUUCUGGAUAGACACGUGGUUAGUAUUCAGGGGCACCUAUUGGCUCAGAUUUUGGAGAUUGCUACAAAAGGAGGAAACAAGGGAAGAUAUCAAACUGGUGUGCCAAAAUUUGGAGGUGGUGGCUAUGGAGCUUUUCGCCAAGAAGGGCUGGCGGUUUAAUCAUAGAUUAUGUGCCGGAUAA
Phragmites australis (common reed) is the source of this 4944-nucleotide messenger RNA. RefSeq lists its product as uncharacterized. Gene Ontology annotation, molecular function: catalytic activity. Bases 1 to 4944 code for a protein of 1647 amino acids. The transcript is spliced from 5 exons. The record is from RefSeq and is a predicted model, not a curated record. NCBI's taxonomy places the organism in Eukaryota, Viridiplantae, Streptophyta, Magnoliopsida, Poales, Poaceae.